Messenger RNA from Penaeus monodon (black tiger shrimp), 2955 nucleotides. Its product is annotated as oxysterols receptor LXR-beta-like. Gene Ontology annotation, biological process: cell differentiation; positive regulation of transcription by RNA polymerase II; negative regulation of transcription by RNA polymerase II. Gene Ontology annotation, molecular function: nuclear receptor activity; RNA polymerase II cis-regulatory region sequence-specific DNA binding; zinc ion binding. NCBI's taxonomy places the organism in Eukaryota, Metazoa, Arthropoda, Malacostraca, Decapoda, Penaeidae. The record is from RefSeq and is a predicted model, not a curated record.
GGCACCAGUCGGUUAGGAACAGCGACGGCGUUCAGUCAGGCGAGAGGUCCUGGUCGCGUUUUCCUUGCAAAGCUCCCGAAGAAAUGGAGGAUUUCGAUCAGAAAAAAGGGGAAAAGGUGUGGUACAUGAUGUCGAAGGAUGCGUAUUACCAAUAUCGCGCCGAGGACACCGGCUCAGUCGAAGGCUUGGGUCUGCCCUCGUUGCCCAACACGAGCUAUUGGUACGAUGCCCACUCUUCCAUGGGCAGCUCCCUCUACCCAGUAACCUCCGCACAAGACUACGUCAUACAGAACAAUGAAAGUCCAGUGCCCAUAUCCGACAGUUUCCGAGAGCCGAUGGACUGGUGGACGGAGAACGAAGUUAGUGCCCCGCGAAACCUAACGGGGAAUCUGUGUAGCAUUGGCGGCGUGGACCAGGGAUACUUGAGUACCGAUGACCUGAUGUGUGGCCCCAGUGAGUUCGAGCCCCCGGGACCGGCGAUGGGCAUGCUGGGGAACGGCUUCGUGGGCCCAGCGCCAGGACCAGGGGGGGAGAGGGAGUACGUCGCAGCGAUGGAGGACAUGGUGACGGACGAGAGUCAGACUCCUUCGCCCCAAUCGCUCCCAGAGGCUAACGCUUUUGCAUCGCCAGUCAGGAAGGGCGUCGCCAGUGACACCAGGAGACCAAGUCCGGUUCAGGAGCAGAGUGCCAAGGAGAAGAAGCAAAAGAAGGAACCAAAAGAGAAAGUGAAGGAGAGUAAGAAGUGUGGCGUCUGUGGGGACACGGCGAGGAGCAUGCACUUCGGUGGGAUGGCCUGUGACUCCUGCAAAGCCUUCUUCAGGAGGUCGGUGCAGAGCGGGGCGUACAAGAGCUUCCAGUGUCCGGAGAACGAAAACUGUCCCAUCUCGAAACAAAACCGAAAAGUCUGCCAGUAUUGCAGAUUUAAGAAGAGUCAAGAGAAUGGUAUGGAAAUCAGCUGGGUGAUGUCGGAGACGGAUCGAAUGGUGUUAUGGAAAAAUCGACUUGCUAAACAACGACAGGAGCAAGAAGACAAAUUGAAGGACGUGGCAUAUGGAGGUCUUCCUCAUACUUUGGACCCCGACGAUGCUGAUGCUCUGAGAAAUCUGGCUGCUCUUCAAGAGGCAACUUUCAAGUCUAUUCCAUACCCGGAAGACUGCUACGGAGACAACGUAGAAACUUUAGCAAACCUCUUUGUAUGUAUUUGCAAAAAACUGGGAUUAUUCUUUUACCGUGUAGAAGAUUUCCAGUAUCUUUGUAAGACAGAUCAAUCGCUUUUGCUCAAGAAUGGCAUUGGUAUGGGAAUAUACCUGCACGGUGCUUAUAUGUUUGACCAUGAGAAUGAGAGAUGGCCCGCGGAAGGCAACAAGGAGGCCCUCAUGAUCCCCCCUGUUUCCUUGGACACGCUCCGGAAGUUCACCGUUUUCCCAGAGGCAUUUGAAGUCAUUAUGAAGUUUUACAAUAGAUAUGCUAAAAUAAUCAAAGAUGAAAUUGUUUUAGCUCUUGUAUGUGUGAUAGCCUUCUUUCAGCCAGAUGACCCGAACUUCUUACAUCCAGAAAAGAUACAGGAAAUCCAGACUAAGUACUUAGAAUAUCUAAAACGAUACCUGAAGGCCAAAGAAGGUGAUAAUGGUGUGAGGAUCACCUUUCCAAAACUCCUGGUUGGCCUUGCAGAUAUAAGGGAGAUUUUGGAAUAUCAUGGGAAAGUGGACAUUAAACCAACUAUUAAUUAUCAAGAGAUUUCAACACAGCCAAGUGUCAAGAAUCAAAUGGUCUUACUAAAAGAAUUAUUUGAAAAGGUAUCUCUGGGAGCCUUACCAGAGUUUUCUUCCAUUCUGACUAGCAAAGAGAAAAAGCAACCAUUGUGGGACAAAAACGGUAUUUUACAAAAGAGACAAAAUGCAGCUAUUAAUAUUCAAAGCAACCAGUUCUAUCACCCAUACACAAACCAGAUAUUCGGCAAUGAUCCAAGAACGGACAUGGUUAUCACAAAUCCACUGGAACAUAUAGAUAGAUUUGUAAAGAAGUACAAACACUCUUUCACACAAAUUAGUAACCCUUCUGAGGCAAGGGAAACUUGUAGGAAUAGUGCCCACAGGAGAUUGCCCAGCUUGAAACCAGCAGGAGAUGGUGAUGAUGAAAACUAUCAAAGAGAAAUGAGUGUCCAGAGUGAUCAAAGUGACUGGCAGUUACAGAGAGCAGUGAGACGCGAACAGAGUUUUAAUUCCAUGUCAGCAGUAGACAAAAAACGUUCAGUUGAUAUAUUAUGCAACAUUUUAAAUCACAUUUGUGCAGAUGAUGAGCAGUUCGUUCAGUCUUUAAAACGGGAUCUUCCACCACAUCUCCUGGCCAGCCUUGCUCAGAAGCUACUGCCAUCAUAGAUUCAAUCAAAAAUAGAAGUGUUUCUAGUGUGUGUCUAUUUUUGCACAGCAUCGAAAUUUGUGUUUUGUGUGAAUGAGAAUGAGUAAAAUAGGAAUGAUGGAAUGAGAAAGUUUUUUUUUCUGUUUAUUAAAUCAUUUUAGUAAAUGGCAUCAGUAACAUUAUAGUCUACUUUUAUGUAUGCUUUAUAGUUUACAUUUUAUGUAUUUUGAAGUCUGCAUGUAAGGAUGUUCUUGCGUCUGAUAGAGAAAGAAUACUACUCUAAUCUUUCACACUGAUAGCCCUGUUGUAAUAUAGAAAAAAAGAGCAUGCUUUGUGGAAAAACUGAUUGCACUUCUUACUACAAACUGCCUGACAGAACAUCCAUUUUUUUUUUCUUCCUCUUCAUUAAAUGAUUCAGAGUAAAUCUCAGGUUGAAAAUGAGGUACAGAAUUCUUUGUAUGGUUUUGUAUAGAAAUUGCUGUAUGUUAUCUGUGCAUUUAUAACAACGAAAAGUACUUAAUUUGUUGUAAGCCUAUUAGGAGUAAGCCUAUUAGAAGUACCGGUAUAUAAAUUGAUCAGUAUAUCUUUGGCAAUUGA